GCUGCUUUGAGCCUUUGAGUACCAAAAUGGAGACACAGAGCCAUAGAGUGACAGAGGUAGCGAUGCGCUACAAAAUAGCUAUUUUCUAUAACAGCUAAGAGUCUCCAGCAAAUGAAGAAGAAGAAGAUCAAUGGCUUUAGCGGGCACUUUUUCAGAUGGGCCUGGAGAGCACUAUCACCCGGUAACAUCCAUUCACCCAUCCCUAACUUUCCCCUCUUUAUCUUCUCCAGUAGUUUUCAUGAUGUUGCUGCUGUGCCAAAAACUGAAGAAUCAUACUCUCAACUCAGUAAAUCAACCUUUGCAAGUAUUAUUAAGCUCGAUGAUGCAAUUGGUUUGUACCGUCACAUGGCUACAAUGACACCCCGUCCUCCCAUCACCAAAUUCAACCAGCUCUUGAAUGCCAUUGUCAAAAUGGGUUGUUACCACGAGGCUGUCUCUCUAUUUCGGGAUAUUUUUGUUUCCGGCCAUAUGAUAGACGAGUGCACACUGAGCAUUGCUGCCAAUUCCCUUGCCCGCUUGCACAAGGUAGAAUUGGCAUUUGCUGUUUUAGGAAUCCAUUUGAAGCUGGGUAUUGUGCCUGGUGUGAUUUUGUUCAGCUGCUUACUGAAAGGACUUUUUUUGGAACAUAGGGUUCAGGAUGCUGUUUGGUUGUUCCAGAAGGUAUUGAAUGAGAAAGUAUGUGCGGUAAAUGAAGUUACAUUAUCCAUAUUGAUUGAUGGCCUUUGCAAGGCAGGACAGACCGGUAAGGCUAUUAAGGUGCUUCAUUUAUUUGACGAGAAGGGAAACUGCAAGCCAAAUGUAUUUUCAUAUAACAACAUUAUUGACGCAUUGUGUAAGGAUAAAAUGGUCGACAGUGCUCUUGGUCUGUUAGAGAAGAUGAUCGGAAAGGGAAUUCCUCCGGAUAAUGUGACAUAUUGUUCACUUAUUCAUGGGCUCUGCAAAUUCAGUCGAUGGAAAGAGGUCAAAGAGAUGGUAAAGAGAAUGAUGGAUUCCAAAAUUCCUAUGGAGGUUCAGACUUACAACAUUCUAGUUGCUGGGUUUUGUAGGGAAGGAUGGGUCAGCAAUGCUGCAAAACUCAUAGAUAAAAUGUUUAUAGAAGGUGUGGGUCCAGACGUAGUCACAUAUAAUUGUUUGAUGGAUGGAUAUUGCUCACAGGGAAACAUUGAAAGUGCAUUCGGGCUCUUAAAGACCAUGAUUGAUAUGAGAUGUGAACCUAACAUUUGGACUUUUAACAUUUUGAUAAAUGGAUGUUACAAGAGCAGGUGUUCUUAUAAGGCCACACAAUUUUUUGGAGAAUUACAAAGUCGAGGUUUAAAGACUAGAGUUGUUACCAAUGGAUACUGCUCACAAGGAAACAAUAAAAGUGCAUUCGGACUCUUAAAUAUCAUGAUAGAUAUGGGAUGCGAACCUGACAUUUGGACUUUUAACAUUUUGAUAAAUGGAUGUUACAAAAGCGGGUGUUCUUAUAAGGCCACACAAUUAUUUGAAGAAUUACAAAGUCGAGGUUUGAAGCCCACAAUUGUUACCUACAAUACUAUGUUGAUGGGUUUGUUUCAGGAUGGGAGAUGUGAUGACGCUGAGAUGCUUUUUAAGGAGAUGGUGGGAAAUCGAGAACAUCCAAAUCUCUUCACCUACAAUGUUCUUCUAGAUGGAUUCUGUAAGAAUCAUCGUGUUCUUCAAGCACUUUCUUUACUGAGGAUGAUGGAAGUAGGGAGUCCUGCUCCCGAUUUAAUAAGCUACACUACCGUUAUAAAUGGACUAUGCAAUGAUGGGAAGGUAUGGAGUGCAAUGGAACUAUUUAAUGCCCUUCCCUCUAAAGGAUUGAUGCCAAAUGAUUUUUCUUAUAGUAGUAUGAUAAGUGGACUUUGCCGAGAAGACUUGCUAGAAGAUGCAAGAGAUAUGUUCAAGAAAAUGUUGAAAAACGGUUAUGUGGCUAACAGUGUGGUAUACAAUGUAUUCAUCCGUGGGUUACUGAAAAAGAAUGAGUAUUGUGAAGCUGUAUUACUUUUGGAAGAGAUGUCAAGACUUGGACUCUCACCUGACAAUAGCACUUGUGAGAUUGUACUGAAGACCAUCAUGCAAAAAGGACCGGAUUCCGCUCUGCUUCAUAUGCUCCUGAAUACAAAGGAAAAUUGUGAAAGUAUCAGUUCUUAAGAUAUUUUAAUUUAGCUUACUGCUAGCUAAAACUAUCGAUGUUUAUGUAUAUUUCGUUACAUUCAUCUUUUUUGACUAAAUUUAUCAACAAAUAGCCACAUUUAUGAUGGGAUGAAGUUACUGCUACCAGAGUAGUAUACAUGUGAGCG
Molecule: messenger RNA, 2303 nt
Organism: Cuscuta epithymum
Lineage: Eukaryota; Viridiplantae; Streptophyta; Magnoliopsida; Solanales; Convolvulaceae
Source: the annotation of a GenBank genome assembly